Acipenser ruthenus (sterlet) is the source of this 3413-nucleotide messenger RNA. Its product is annotated as anti-Muellerian hormone type-2 receptor-like. Gene Ontology annotation, cellular component: plasma membrane; signaling receptor complex. Gene Ontology annotation, molecular function: transforming growth factor beta receptor activity; ATP binding. The record is from RefSeq and is a predicted model, not a curated record. Bases 129 to 1607 code for a protein of 492 amino acids. Gene Ontology annotation, biological process: protein phosphorylation; cellular response to growth factor stimulus; BMP signaling pathway. The transcript has 14 exons. Lineage: Eukaryota; Metazoa; Chordata; Actinopteri; Acipenseriformes; Acipenseridae.
AGUUAGGUCCAGAGAGCCUCCCUCUGGUUUGCUACUGGAGUUUCACUUGACAAAGCCAGCGCUGCCAAUGUAGCACGACCACAGUACAAUUCAAACACACACAGCCUGUGCAGAACCACAGCAUAGCCAUGACGAGACGGCUGUCAGACGCGCUCCAAUUGAUUCUCAUUGUGGCCCUUGCAGGAACCGGAUUGACCGAUGGAAGGAAAUGCGUUUACUCGAUAGGAUCUCCGGACCACAGGGCUGUUGUCGACAUCGGCAAUGUGAACGGGACGGUGCAACACUGCGCCCGCACUGACUGCUGCAUCGCUGCUGUCCAUCUCUUAAACAACAACACAAACAUCACGACGCAAGGCUGCAGCGUCAUUCAGGGCAGCUGCACUGACCUGCUCUGCCUCUUGGGACCCUUGAGAAGAGGAAACAACACCUCCUGCGUCUGCAGCUCGGACCUCUGCAACUCCCAUGUCGCGUGGAGCCAGGAUGCUGAGGGUGCUGAGAGAGGAGAGGGGAGCAGACUGGCUCCCCUGGCCUGGGUCCUGACUGUGGGGGUGCCCCUGCUUUGCCUGCUGACCGGUGCCUGGAAGUGGAGAGACAGCCGCAGGAGACUGUUGGCGCACCAGCUUUCUCUGCAAGACCUCCCUCAGACUGAAAAGGUCCAAGCAACAACCUCACCUACCUCCCUGACCUCACCUCGCCUUGACCUCACCAACAUGGAGCUGCACCAGGUUAUCAACAGGGGGCGCUACGCGGAGCUGUGGAAGGGCUCCCUGGAGGGGGUCCCCGUGGUUUUCAAACUGUACCCCUCGGGGGGCUGCCGGUGCUACGACAACGAGAGCACGGUGUACGGCCUGGCACUGCUGAGGCACCCGAGCAUCACCUGCUUCCUUGGGGAGGGAGAGAGUGGGCAGAGUGGGGCGAGGGUGCUGGUGCUGGAGCUGGCUCAACACGGCUCUCUACGUGCGUUCCUGUCUCAGCACUGCAGCGACUGGGCUGGGACAGUGCGGCUGGCCCUGUCUCUGUGCCAAGGCCUGUCCUUCCUGCACUCUGAGAUCCACAGGGACGGCGUGUACAAGCCUGCCGUGGCUCACAGAGACCUCAGCAGUAACAACGUGCUAGUCAAGGCUGACCGGACCUGUGCGCUGAGUGACUUCGGCUCAGCCACCGCCCUCAACCUGAGACCUGGACCAAGACCACUCCGCACCCAGGAGGUGUGUGUGCAGGUGGGGACCCCUCGCUACAUGCCCCCCGAGAUCCUGGACGGCACUUUAAAUAUCCGGGACCCCUUAUCCUCCUUGCGGCAGGUGGAUGUCUACUCGCUGGGUCUGCUGGUCUGGGAGAUGACCACUAGAUGCACUGACCUCUGGACAGUCUCCCCAGUACCGGAGUACAGACCUGCCUACGAGGCUGAACUGGGUCCCAGUCCCUCGCUAGACGAACUGAUCCUGCUGGUGUCGGAGCGGAGAAAACGGCCCGCGCUGACUCACCUCUGCAGAGGAACCACCCUGGGCUGUGGCACUUUGAUGGAGAUUCUGAAGCACUGCUGGGAUAAUGACCCUGAAGCCAGACUGACUGCGCCCUGCACAGAGAAGAGGCUGAGCUCCGUGUAGCUGACUGAGCUCAUAACUUCACAGGAUCCCAAUGAUUCAGCUUCAGGAACGUGGCUAGUUAACCCUUGCUAACCCGUUCCAUACCCUCACCACUGUCUGUUUGAAGGACCCCUGCUUUCUAGAGUACUGCCUGUGCUGUAAUACCAUUGUGCAAUAAAAUAUACUGACUGUUAUUUUUGUAGUGCUUGUGUGAUGUACGCUAUAGUAUAUAAAUGUAAAGAUAAAAUUGAGAGAAAAAGUAUGAAAGAUAAUACAUAGAUGUAUAUUUUUAGAUGCACGGCGUUGUUACUAUAUAAUUACGUGUAUACCACAACUACCGCAGUUUUUUGCCCUAUACAGUUGAAACUGUUGUAUUAUGUCAAAGAAAGGGGCGUUUCCUCAGCUUUGAUUUCACUUCGUGCAUUGCAUCAUGCGUUUCUCUGAUUAGAAGAUACAGUUUGAAUAUUUUCCAUACAGGACCAUAUAGAAAAGUAAACAAUCGAACACUCCCUUAUCUCGUGUCUUGUGCGUCAUUGGAAUUCACUGCUGGCUUAUCCAAUGGGCGCUCGGGGCUGAGGACGCUAGCCAAUAGUAGCACACUAAGGGUGGGUUUGGAACCUGCAGGCUCCAGAGUGCAGGAUUCCGGAAGAGCAGGCAGCUGCAGUUCAAGUGGGCUCAGUAUUGCUGCGAAGCUCACCUGCAAGCUGCGGUAAAAGCAAGGAAGGAAACCAGUUCUGCAAUGUGGAACCCCAAUCAAGGUCAUCCAGGAGCCUGCCCCCCGGGGGGUCCCAUGCCCCCUAACCCUGCCUACCCUCCCCAGGUAUGCCCCCAAGGCCCGGGUCCAAUGCCCCCCCCUGGGAUUCCAGGUCAGCACCCCUACCCCGGUCCUGGAUCCUACCCGGGACCCUACCCUGGGGGUCAGCCCUGCCCUCCCGCUUACCCUGGAGGUCAGCCCUGCCCUCCCGCUUACCCUGGAGGUCAGCCCUGCCCUCCUGCUUACCCUGGGGGUCAGCCCUGUCCUCCAACCUACCCUGGGGGUCAAGCCCCCUACCCCUGCCCCCCAGGAGGGAUUCACCCAGGACACCCCCCUGGAUGUGGGGAUGACCACCACAAGAAGAAGAAGAAGGAAAAAAAGGCUCACAAGGAACAUAAGCAUGGAAAACACGGGCAUGGCCCGCAUGGGAAGCAUGGCCCGCAUGGGAAGCAUGGACCACAUGGGAAGCAUGGACCACAUGGGAAGCAUGGGAAGCAUUCCUCCAGCUCUAGCAGCAGCAGCAGCGAUUCUGACUGAUCUGGACAGAAGGACAGAACCAGGAAUCUACUGAAGACAGGCGCCGACACUGAACUGCACGCAUCAUCUAUUUACUAUACAACACAGAGAAACUAACACCAAUCAUGUUGAGCAGGAGCAAAUUAACAAGCACAGACUUGCACUAUCGCUGCCAACCAGCAGGGCGCGCUGUCUCUCCCAGUAACGGGCUUAGUUUAACCCCUGGUUGUCUUACCGUGUAAUUUUAUAGAGGUGGUUUUGAUAUUAGCAUCGAGUUUGUAUUUUUUUGGGGGGGGAGGGGGUGUUAAGCUACUUCUGAAUUGUUUUGUUUUUUUAGUAUGAAGUGGGAUUAUUAUUAUAAUAAUUAUUAUUAUUAUUAUUAAUAUUAUUAUUAUUAAUGCAUUGGGAUGGGAGUCUGAACUUGGAGUCAUAUGGUGAACCCACCCAUAUCCGCUUAGAUGACCACGUACACACAGGGUGUCUUCUUUCUGUGAUUGCUGUUUGAUGCUUACUUCUGACCUGCUGAAUGAAUAAAGGAGAUCUAUAGCCAUCCCAAA